Messenger RNA from Plasmopara halstedii, 3060 nucleotides. RefSeq lists its product as uncharacterized. NCBI's taxonomy places the organism in Eukaryota, Oomycota, Peronosporomycetes, Peronosporales, Peronosporaceae. The transcript is spliced from 2 exons. The coding region runs from base 1 to 3060 and encodes 1019 amino acids. The record is from RefSeq and is a predicted model, not a curated record.
AUGCGUUGUUGGUAUUGUGCACACGCAAGUCUGUCGCGAAAUGCGGAGCUGCGCACCCGAGCUACACCUUUCAGCUGCACUACCGAGUGCGCCCGUACUUCUCAAGGCCAGGCUAUUGUUAACAUUUCUCCAUCUUCUCAAACACCAAGCGUUGAUGUUGAUGCUGCAUCUACCAUGUGGCUUCAAGUGACACACCAGGACGCAGCGAUAGGCGUAGCGGAAAGAAUUUAUGUGCUGACCACGCUCCCCCAUAACACACCCCUGGUUUUACCUUGGGUACCGAAGGUGCUUUCUAGCUGCUGCAAGUUGACAAAUUCAUCCGCGACGCUAUGUGACGGUCAUCAGAAGUUAGCGCAGUGCUUAGGCCCGGUGGAAGCUGUCAAAUUUUUCUACCGCAUAGUGGAAGUGAAAAAAAAUAGCUACCAACUAUUCCAACCAGUGCACCAAAGUCUAUGGGUCAAUAAGAAGGACUUGCACUCUCUGUGUACUUGGCUGAAGCAUGUUAAGUGCAGUAACCCGCAUGCUUGUUAUAAAUUAUGUGAUCAACUGCCAGAUUACACGUUGAAUAAGGCGCGGACUGUUGGACUAUUGAAUCGAGAAGGGACGGUGGCCAACAUGCGAGGAGGAAGUUGGCUGCGGAUUGUUGAUUGCAAAGCUGAAAGGGCACGGAUGAUGUGCCGAAUAGAUAAUUUCGCAUUUCUUCAAAUAUGGCCCACUAAGUGCUCUAUCUCUGUGGGCAAUCGUAGCGUAGCUGAAGUCAUUUUCGGAGAAAACGACGAGAGUUGUAAGAUGUUCACGUUUGUAUUUAUAUUUGCCAACGCGUUUGGAUCAAAUCACGCUGUUCACGAAAAAGUGGUUGAGCAAAUUGACCAUGUGCGGAAUGAUCGAUGUCAACUCGUACCUUUCGAAGAGCAUGUGGACAAGAGUACUCUGUCCAACCAAUACAACCUUUGUCUCGCAAAUAAUGUAGCAUGCAGCCUAGGAGUGGACAGUAAGCCUCUUAAUGUCGAUCACGGACUCAAUUUUCUGGCCAUAAAUGAAGUAUCGGAUCAAAGUGCUGGCGAAGUCGACUGUGAGCCCAAAGCGGUAGACAUGGAGGCUGUGCUUAUGCGAGAUGAGGACAAACUACAUUUUUGUGUACAUUUGACCGAAAAAGCGCAGACCGGUGGCAGUGACAUACUUGUAAACGCUGGAGACAAAGCUGAUGUGCUUAAUAGCGAUAGAGCUUAUUCUGUCUGUGUUCGAGCUGGAGAUCUCAAGUCAAAUGGUGACUACUUAGGUCACUCACACGUUUGGAACGAUCGAUGUCACGAUAAACGUAUCGAAGAGUAUGCUGCCAUAUAUGCAUUAUCUUGCGAUGACCACCUUGGCACAGAGAAUGGUGUAAAAACUAACGCGGAAGUGAAGACUGAGCCCGUUGACGUUGAUAAACUGCGGAACAACUGGCUAUCUCGUUCAGCUGUGAAGGCAGCAUCAAGUGAAGGAGUUGACAAUGUUGACUGUGACCAUAAAACGGUGAACAUAAAGGCUGUGUUUAUGCGAGAAGAGGACACAUUACGUUUGUGUACACAAGCUAUCAAAAAAGCGCCGAUCGGUGGCAGUGGCAUAUAUGCUAACGCUGGAGAAAAAGCUGAUGUGCUCCAUACCAAUUGUGCUUAUUCUGACUAUGUUCAAGCUGUAGAUUCUCAGUCAAGUGAUGACUCCUCAGGCCACUCUCUAGCUAAAAACAUGGCGGUAGGUCUAAACAUCUACGUUUGGAACGAUCAAUGUCACGAUAUACAAACAGAAGAAUAUACUGCCAUAAAUGCCCUAUCCUUUGAUGACCACCUUGGCACAGCGGAUGUUGUAAGAGACAACGAAGAAACCGCUGACGUUGAUAACCUAUGGGACAAUCGAAUCAUCAGUCCAAUUUUGCCCACGGAAAGGGUUGGCAAUAUCAGCUGUGGUCUCAAUGAAGUUGGCAUGAAUGAUAUGCUCUUGAGAGAAGAAGACAAAGUCAUUUUUGGUGUAUACACGCCAGAGUUAUCACAGAUCAAAAGAAUCGAUAAAUGUUUAGAUGCUGAGGUUAUUGACGUCGUUGGUCGGGAAGGUCCGGCGAACUUUUGUGAUAGAGCUGAUUCGAUCUGUCUACGUGAGCGAGAUACAGUAUCACCAGUGUCAAUCACUGAAUCGUCAGGUCAUUCGUGUGGUGUUAAUUGUUGCGCCGAUUGGAAAGCAGAACUAAGUAUAGAGACCGAAGCUAGUGACAUUGCUGUUCUUAGUAGCCUGGAUGACACAUUUGAUUCUGUCGACGAACUCAUAUUAAAUGAAGAAGCGGGCAAAUGUGAAGUCGCUAAUACUAAAACACGCAGGCUUAAUACGUGCAGUAUUAAUGACUGCGGAUCACACUGCUUGCCAGUAAAAGUGAAGCCUGGUGGCAGCGAGGCACCUCGUGCAGAGUUUCAAUUUUAUAAGUUAGGUGUUGUCGAAUAUUGUGUGCGGAAGCGAGCUCAAUAUCCACCACAUGAUACAUUGUCUCAGGCACUAUUCAGCGCAGAUCAAGAUAAUGCAGAUCUCGUUUUUGAAGCUCUAUUGAGCGACGAUCCUCUCUCCGAUGAAUGGCUUCACGACGUCGUGUCAAAAAAUGAUUUAGAUAAAACAAGUGAGUCAAGUGAGAUACUGGCACAAAUUCGCGCAAGCAACGACACAUAUACAUUGAUCAUGGACGAUAAAGCGCCGGAAGCAAUUUUGGAAUCAAGCCUACACGACGACGAAGUCGGAUAUUAUGAUCUAGUCAGCUCAUUUGAGUACCCAGUUCCUAGACGUAGGCAUGGCAAUAUCUACAUCGGACAGGUGUCCCCACCAUCGAGUCCACGCUAUUUCCAAUUUGCGGGUACGAAAGAUCACUUUGGAUAUUAUGUGAAAGCUCGCGCGCGUCCCCAAUCGUUCGUAUCGAUGUCUAUGCCAGCAGUAUCUUCAGGGCAAGCUCAACAAAAGACUACAUUAUCCUCAAGCGGUAUCGCAAAGCCUGCGAGUGCGUUGACCCGUCCACGGUCAUUUGUUCGUAGCCACGUUAUGUGA